Clarias gariepinus (North African catfish) is the source of this 2179-nucleotide messenger RNA. It is a transcript of the gene gas2b, whose product is annotated as growth arrest-specific 2b. The transcript is spliced from 8 exons. Gene Ontology annotation, molecular function: actin filament binding; microtubule binding; cytoskeletal adaptor activity. Lineage: Eukaryota; Metazoa; Chordata; Actinopteri; Siluriformes; Clariidae. Gene Ontology annotation, biological process: actin crosslink formation. Bases 83 to 1810 code for a protein of 575 amino acids. Gene Ontology annotation, cellular component: actin filament. The record is from RefSeq and is a predicted model, not a curated record.
AGGAACUUGAAUACUGACGGUGUGUUGGACAGCAGACUGGCUGGAGUUCCACAUACUGUAGGUGUGAAGAACUUGACUAAGGAUGUUUUGGCCAUUCGGUGUCCGUCGGGAUCGUGCUCCUGUCCUCUCCUGCCAGCAACAGUACAGUGAGUGGCUAGCCAGCAGGCAUGAAGCAAGCUUACUUCCCAUGAAGGAAGACCUCGCUCUGUGGAUCAACACCAUUCUGGGAACUAACAAUAUAACAGCUGAGAACUUCCUGGACAUGCUCGAGACUGGAGUUGUGCUCUGCCAGCUGGCUGAAGCGUUACAGGAGAGGAUGGUUCUGGCUAGCAAUGGCAAGCCCUUCAUCCGGCGUAUGAUUCACUGGAGAGCUGAUGCAGCUCCUGGUUCAUUUUUUGCCCGAGACAACACAGCCAACUUUCUGUUCUGGUGCCGUAAAAUUGGCAUAGGCCCAACUCAUCUUUUUGAGUCAGAUGAUCUUGUUCUCCGAAGGCAUCCACGGGAUGUGUGUGUGUGCCUCAUGCAGCUUGGGAGAAUUGUCUCAAAGUAUGGUGUUGAUCCACCUGGUCUGGUCAAAUUGGAAAAAGAGAUUGAGAAAGAAGAAUUUCAUUCCUUAUCCUCACCGAUAGUCUUUGGUUCAUCAUUACCCUCUCCAUCCAGUUCUCUUUUCUUUCCACCUUCUUUUCCACCUCCUUGUCUUUUGCCUACUCCUGUGUCUCCAAUCACACCACCUGCCUCUCCACUUCCAACCUGUUCUUCAGAAUUUGCCUCUGCCCCAGUCUUACAAUCUGAGCCUGAACCUGAGACAGAACCAGAACCUGAGUCUGAACUGGAACCUGAGCCUGAGCCAGAAUCUGUGCUUGAACCAGAACCUCAACCUGAGCUAGAACCAGUACUUGAGCUUGAGCUGGAACAGGAACCAGAACCUAAACCUACGCUGGAAUCUGAACCUGAGCUGAAACCUGAUCUGGAACAUGAAUCUGAGCUGGAACAUGAACCUGAGCUGAAACAUGAGCUGGAACAUGAACCUGAGCCAGAAGCUGAGCUGGAACCUGAACCUCAACCUGAGUCUAAGCCAGAGUGUGAGCUGGAACCUGAACCUGAGCCUGAGCCAGAACCUGAGCUAGAAGCUGAACCAGAACCUGAACCAGAACCUGUGCUGGAACCAGAACCUGAACCUAAGCCUGAACUCGAACCUGAACCUGAGCCUAAGCCAGAAACAGAGCUGGAUCCUCUACCUGAGCUGGAACCUGAACCUGAACCAGAGCCUGAGCUGGAACCAGAUCCUAAGGCUGAGAAGGCAGAUGAGCUGAAACAUGAAACAGAACCUGAGCCUAAACCUAAGCCAGAUACUGAGUUGGUACCUGAACCUGAAACUGAACUUAAGCCUAAACCUGAUCCUAAACCCAAUCCACAGGCAAUUGUUCAAACACCAACAACCACCCCCUCCUCACGAAACCCAAAGGGCAAAGACGGCCUACUGGAUGCUAUAGUGAAACAGAUUUCAGAAGACCCACCAUGCACAUGUGAUGUUAGGUUCCGCAUUGAGAAACAACCCAAAGGCCACUACCGAAUAGGGGAUAAAGUGCUGUAUGUGAGGAUGCUGAAUGAUAAGCAUGUUAUGGUGCGUGUUGGUGGAGGCUGGGAAACACUUGGGACGUACCUGCAGAAGCAUGACCCAUGCAAGGGAGCUUUGCCGAAACCCUCCAAGCUGAACAGCAAGUCACACACUUCCAAGGAGCGUUCACGGGACAGUUACCUGGUUGUAGGAACAUCCUCACGCCUCAAAAAACAAAUGUCCCAGCCUUGAUAUAUGCAGUAAAAGUAACUAAAAAAAUUGUGUAACAAGCACAGUCAAUCUGCAGCAAUGCCCUUUUAUUACUUUCCCUGUUGCAAUGUUGGGUUUAGGGUGAAGUCAGCAGAUAAGGCUGGAACAUGGAUGUGGAAGGGAUGUAGAUGCUUAAUGUAUGUAUAAUGUAUAAUGUAAUAUGUAAGUGCCUUAUUAAAAGAACACAUUUGCAUUUUAUUGUAAAAUCAGAAGGGCAGGAUCUCUCCCUCUCUUUCUCCCUCUCUUUCAUAUAUAUUUCAGCUCUGUCUAAUUAUGGGCAAUUUGAUUCUUAAGAAUGUGUGAAUGAACUCAUACAUUUAAUUCUCAUACCUAUUGUUUGAGUUGACUUAA